Molecule: messenger RNA, 3996 nt
Organism: Monopterus albus (swamp eel)
Lineage: Eukaryota; Metazoa; Chordata; Actinopteri; Synbranchiformes; Synbranchidae
Gene: itgb5
Product: integrin, beta 5
Exons: 16
Coding region: 546-2957 (803 amino acids)
Biological process (GO): integrin-mediated signaling pathway; transforming growth factor beta receptor signaling pathway; cell migration
Cellular component (GO): integrin complex; focal adhesion; cell surface
Molecular function (GO): integrin binding
Source: RefSeq, a predicted model, not a curated record
AAUGGGCGGGGAUUCCAGUUUGGACGUGUUCUGGAUAAACCCAGCAAGCAACGUUCAACUGUGUUAAAGAAAAACACUGAAGGACUUGCAUGCAAUUAUUUGUUUAGGUAUUGUAUCGUCGUUGUGCAUGUGAGCGCUUCGAACUGGGAAGUGCCACGAAAUUGGCAGGAGCUUUUGGAGUUGCUGUCGGCGAUGGGUGAAGUAGUUAAGACGUGGAAGGCUGCAGGAGCGUCCGAGCAGAGAAACUCAACAGACUGGAGUUCAGGAAGUAGAUCAACGGGACAGUGUGGAAUGUUCGCUUCCUGGGAAAUCUGAAACAAUGGGAAAGUGUCCGUCCGCACACGGACCCUUCAUCCUGAGCCGCCAAUAGGCGCCUCGGCGGAGCUGACAUGGUCUAGACAUACACUACUGUUGUGGUGUGCACGGAUUGACUGGACUAGAUCCAAUGAAAACUCGGAUGAGAAAGUGAUACAUUGGCGCCUACUCGGAUCGAAAUUCAAAUCUGGUAUUUCACUAAGCGUUGAUUAAACACGCCAAGUGACACCAUGCGGAGCCCGGGGACGCGGAUGUGGCGAGUGGCUCUGUGUUGCGUGCUUAUGGAAACAUUUGUGCACAUUGCCAGAGGUCUCAACAUUUGUACGAGUGGCAGUGCUACCUCUUGCGAAGAAUGCCUUCUGAUUCAUCCCAGCUGUGCCUGGUGCGCACAAGAGGAUUUUGGGAAGGGGUGGACUGUGACAUCCCGGUGUGAUUUUAGUCAGAACUUGCAAAAGAGGGGCUGUGAAGCGCGGUUCAUUGAAUACCCCACCAGCAGCAUGUCUAUUCUUCAGAACACGCCCUUGAGUUCUAAAGGGUCUGGGUCGGCCCAGUACGAUGUUACUCAGAUUAUGCCUCAGAGGGUCUCUCUCAGUCUGCGACCAGGAGGGCAGACAUGGUUUGGGCUGCAGGUGCGGCAGGUGGAGGACUACCCGGUGGACAUCUACUACCUGAUGGACCUCUCUCUCUCCAUGAAAGAUGAUCUGGACACUAUCCGUAACCUGGGCACCAAGCUGGCCUACGAGAUGGGAAAGCUCACCAGCAACUUCAGGCUGGGUUUUGGGUCCUUUGUGGACAAAAACAUGUCCCCGUUCUCCUACACAGCACCCAAGUAUCAAGAGAAUCCGUGCAGUGGAUACAAACUGUUCCCCAACUGUGUACCCACCUUCGGUUUCCGCCACAUCCUCUCACUGACAGACAAAGUGGACCGUUUUAAUGAGGAGGUGCAGAAGCAGAUGGUAUCUCGCAACCGGGAUGCACCAGAGGGUGGAUUUGAUGCCAUCCUGCAGGCUGCUGUUUGUAAGGAGGAAAUAGGCUGGAGGAAGGAGGCCUACCAUCUGCUGGUGUUUGCCACAGAUGAUGUACCUCAUCUCGCUCUGGACGGCAGGCUGGGAGGCCUCGUCCAGCCCCACGAUGGACAGUGUCACCUGAAUGACAAGAACGAGUACAGCGCGUCCACAACGAUGGAUUAUCCUUCUCUGGCUCUUCUUGGGGAGAAACUGGCUGAAAAUAACAUCUUCCUCAUCUUUGCAGUGACUAAACGACUGUAUGUUAUUUAUAAGAAUUUUACUGCACUCAUACCUGGAACUACAGUAGAAAUCCUGGACCAGGACUCUAAGAAUGUCAUUCAGCUGAUCAUCGCUGCCUACAAUAACAUUCGUUCUAAGGUGGAGCUCACAGUGUGGGACCACCCAGAGGACAUCAGUCUCUCCUUCACUGCCACCUGCCAGGAUGGGAAGCCACUGCCAGGCCUCAUGAAGUGUGCCGACUUAAAGAUAGGCGACACCGUAUCGUUCAACGUGAGUGUGGAGGCGAGGAGUUGUCCUCCUCGUGGCACUGACCAGAGCUUCACCAUCAAGCCGGUGGGGUUCAAGGAUCGUCUGGAAGUGACUGUGGAUUAUCAGUGUGACUGUGGCUGCAGCCGGAAAGCACAACUGAACAGCAGAAUCUGCAGCUCCAUAGGUACUUAUAACUGUGGGACUUGUCUCUGUGAACCGGGCUACCUGGGCGCCCACUGUGAGUGCCAGGAGGGCGAAGUCAGCAGCAUGUACCUCAGCGCCUGCCGGGAAGCCGAAGGCAAGCAGGUCUGCAGCGGGCGAGGAGAGUGCAGCUGCAACCAGUGUCUGUGCUACGAGUCGGAGUUCGGCAAGAUCUAUGGCAGCUUCUGCGAGUGCGAUGACUUCUCCUGUCCCCGUCACAAAGGCAUUCUCUGCUCAGGUCAUGGAGAGUGCCACUGUGGGGAGUGUAAAUGCCAUGCUGGCUACAUUGGCGACAACUGUGACUGCUCCACUGAGACGUCGUCCUGCAUUUCAGACGAUGGGCAAAUGUGCAGUGGGCGAGGCAGCUGUGUGUGCGGUCGCUGCCAGUGCAUCGAGCCAGGCGCCUUUGGAGAUACCUGUGAAAAAUGCCCCACCUGCCCUGAUGCCUGUGGCACUAAAAGGGACUGUAUCGAGUGCCGGCUGUUCAAAUCAGGGCAUCUUGCAGACAACCAGACCUGCCAGCGCCUGUGCAAGGAUGAAAUCAUCACCGUGGAGACCCUCAAAACGGACGAGCCUGGUGCUGUGCUGUGUCUCUAUAAGACAGACGACGACUGUGUCAUGAAGUUCACAUAUUUGGAGCACGCCAGUGGACAGUCCGUCCUCACAGCUCUGAAAGAGCCAGAGUGUGGCGGUGGGCCAGACGCCAUGAUGGUGCUGCUGGCAGUGGUCGGCAGCAUCCUGCUGGUGGGAGUGGCACUGCUCGCUGCCUGGAAGUUGGUCAUCACCGUUCAUGACCGGCGAGAGUUUGCACGCUUUCAGAGUGCACGCUCACGUGCCCGAUACGAGAUGGCCUCCAACCCUCUGUACAAGCAGCCUGUCUCUACACAUUUUGUAGAAACAGAUUUCAACAUGUACGGGAGGUCCUACAAUGGAGGGGUCCACUGAUCCCUCAGCACAGGGCGCGGCAGGACCGGUCCAAUGAGCAGAUUCCUGGAGGACGGGGUGGAGGCAGAUGGCGGACUGAAUACACUCUCAACCCUCUGCACAACGCACAACCAAUAACACAAGUGAAAUGAGCUAGACUGCAUCUGAGGGAGGAUCCUGUGGCCUUUUUGUCUUUAUGCAAGAAGUUGGAGCCCACCACAGAGAAAUGACGUGACUUAUUUUUCUUCAUCUGUGUGUCUGUCUGAGAGCAGAGACAGCGAUGAAGUAGUGACUCUUUGGUUUGAUUUAGAGAGUGAGAAACAGAAAGUAGCGUUAGCAGUGAAUUUGUUUGCAGUUCCACAAGAGAAAUAUUCUGGCAACCGUAACUCCAACCAGAUAACACCAGCAGUCAGUCUUUGUACAAAGCAGGCAAGACAUUGGUUUAUAUUUGUAUAUUUUUAUGAAUGCUAAAAAGGCCUUUCUCAGUAGAAACUCUGCAGCCAGCAGGACUAUGAAGAUGCUGAAUUUCACUCCACACCAGAUAAUUUCAAAUGUAUAUGGUUCUUAAGAAGCACAUGCUUCUGAGGGUGGCUUUGGUGACAUUUUGGUACUACUAACUUUACUAAGCAAAAGACAUCUUACCCUCAUUUUGCACAAAGAAUAUAAAAGUCAAGUAUCCUAAAGAUUUAAAAAAAAAAAUUAUGGUGUCUGUGUUUUAUUCUCCAGUUGAACUCCAUUCCUGUAAUCCAAAUCGCAGAUACCAAUGUCAACAAUCCCGUGAAAAGACCAAAAACGACAAAGGUGCCAGUCUCUCAAUAUCAGAUUUCACUGCCGUGUCUGUGGCACUUAGAUAUAAGCUCGUUUGUUCCCGCUGAUUAUAUAACUCUUUAAAAUUUUGUCAAAAAUACGAGGCUCCAUGUUUAGAAAAGGCUAAGCAACUUUCUAAAACAGCCAGGCACUGCUGUUAAGUAGGAGGAAGCAGUGAGUUUGUUCAAAUCAAAUCAAAUUUUACCUGUAUAGCGCCAAAUCACAACAAAAGUCAUCUCAGGACACUUUACAA